AUGAAAAUUUUAAUUGAAUUUCUUAUUUUGAAACAUGUAGAAAAAUUAAGAACUAGAGAUGCCGCCGAAGACGUACAAAGGAUCCUUCCCAGGUUUAUCGAGUUGGACUCUAGAAGUUUAAGCAAAGUGUUCACAACACUAUUGAGAUCACAUAAUAUUGAUUCGGUGAAAGGAUAUCAACCUUUAAAUUAUUUUGCUAGUUUCCAUAAACAUUUCAUCAUUAGUUCAGUAAACUUUGUUAGUGUAGAAGCAUUAGCCGCAUCAACCUCACGAAAAUUUAUGGGUUGGGUAAAAGAGAAAUACACUAUUAAUGCAUGUGCGCAAGCAAAUAUAGCCAAAGCUAAAAUAAAAGCAGCACCAAAAUCCUCUUGCAAUUCUGCGUAA
Funneliformis caledonium is the source of this 384-nucleotide messenger RNA. The record is from the annotation of a GenBank genome assembly. NCBI's taxonomy places the organism in Eukaryota, Fungi, Glomeromycota, Glomeromycetes, Glomerales, Glomeraceae.